Messenger RNA from Micromonas commoda, 1296 nucleotides. RefSeq lists its product with no specific name. Gene Ontology annotation, biological process: proteolysis. Gene Ontology annotation, molecular function: metalloaminopeptidase activity. The coding region runs from base 1 to 1296 and encodes 431 amino acids. The record is from RefSeq and is a predicted model, not a curated record. Lineage: Eukaryota; Viridiplantae; Chlorophyta; Mamiellophyceae; Mamiellales; Mamiellaceae. The transcript is spliced from 2 exons.
AUGGCGAGGCUCGAGGUGACGAACGGCGCCGACGACGCCGCCGCCGCCGGAGAUGACGACGGCGACGCCUCCGGCGACGACGACGUCGCGGACGAUCCCGCCGGCGCCCCGUCCGCCGCGGCGAAGAAAAAGAAGAAGAAGAAGAAAAAGAAGAAGACCGGCGGCGGGGGCGGGGGCGGGGGCGGCGCCGCGGGCUCGGGCGCCGCGGGCCAGACCGCGCCCCCGUCCGUCCCCGUCUCCAAGCUCUUCAACGGGACGUACCCGGAAGGCGAGAUCCAACGGUACAAGGACGAUAACCUGUGGCGCGAGACGAACGAGGAGAAACGCGAGCUGGAACGGCUGGAACGGAACAUGUACAACGAGGUUCGGCAGUGCGCGGAGGUGCACAGGGAGGUUCGCAAAUACAUCGCCGAUUGGGUCAAGCCCGGGAUGAAACUCAUCGACGUGUGCGAGACGUUGGAGAAUUCCGUCCGGCAACUCAUCGAGGAACGGGGGCUGGAAGCCGGGAUCGCGUUCCCUACCGGGUGCUCGCAGAACCACAUCGCCGCGCACUGGACCCCGAACGGCGGCGACACGACGGUCAUCGACGCAGACGACGUCAUCAAAUUCGACUUUGGCACGCAAAUAAACGGGCGGAUAAUAGACUGCGCGUUUACCAAGACGUUCAACGCAAAGUACGACCCUUUGCUCGACGCCGUGAGGGAGGCGACGGAGUGCGGAAUCGCGGAAUCGGGCAUCGACGUCAGGCUGUGCGACAUCGGCGAGGCGAUCGAGGAGGUGAUGGAGUCGCACGAGAUCGAGCUCAACGGGAAGACGUACCAAGUCAAGUGCUGCCGUAACCUCAACGGGCACUCCAUCGCGCCGUACCAGAUCCACGCGGGUAAGUCCGUGCCGAUCGUCCGAGGCGGGGAGACGACGCGGAUGGAGGAAGGGGAGUUUUACGCCAUCGAGACGUUCGGAAGCACCGGCAAAGGGUACGUCCGCGAAGACCUCGAGUGCUCGCACUACAUGAAGAACUACGACGUCGGCCACGUCCCGCUCCGGCUGCCAAAGGCGAAGCAGCUCCUCGGCGUCAUCGACAGAAACUUCGGCACGCUCGCGUUUUGCCGACGUUUUUUGGACCGAAUCGGAGAGACCAAGUACCUCAUGGCGCUGAAGAACCUGUGCGACAACGGCAUCGUCCAGCCGUACCCGCCCCUGGUGGACGUCAAGGGAUCGUACGUGGCGCAGUACGAGCACACCAUCAUGCUUCGGCCCACGUGCAAGGAGGUGCUCACGCGCGGCGACGACUAUUGA